GUACCAGGUUCGGGAUGGCUUGGUGACUGAUCAUCCAAACAAAACAGUUGUCAUGACGACUACACUCUGCUGUCUCCGGUGAGGACCGAUGGUCGAACAUGGACGCCCUGUCCAGCCACAGCUCGUACCUGCUCCAGCAGCUGCAGGAACAGCGCAUCCAGGGCUUGCUGUGCGACUGCAUGCUGGUUGUCAAGGGUGUCUGCUUCAAGGCUCACAAAAACGUGCUGGCUGCCUUCAGCUCAUACUUCAGGUCCUUGUUUCAGAAUUCACCCAAUCAGAAGAAUGACGUUUUCCACCUGGGCAUUCAAGACGUGGGAGGCAUCGGCCAGAUGCUGGACUACAUGUACACUUCCCACCUGGACGUGACCCAGGACAAUGUUCAGGCCAUCCUGGACAUGGCGCAGUGUCUCCAGGUCCCCAACGUGCUCAACAUGUGCAACACCUUCCUGAAGACGCGUGCCUCUGCCAUGGAGGUGCCCCCCUCCUUCCCCCUGUCCGGCGUUCUGCCGCCUGUCUCCGAGUGCCUGCUCGGGGCGGGGUUGCCCUCGGACAUGGACCUUUCCUGCCCCCCCUCGGAGGUGCAGAAGCCCCCCUGCGGCCCCUCGGAUAUGGACCCCUCCCGGAGGCCUCAGUCCAUGCUACCCCCCAGCCACUCCUUCGACACCCCUGGCGGCGCCCCACCCACGCCCGAGAAACAGCUGGUUCACGGGCACAAGCUCCGCAACUUCUACAGCAAGCAGUACUUCCGACAGACCGCCCCUAAUAACGCCCCGAAUCCUGCCCCCAGCCACACCCUCAACCCUGCUCCAAGCCACGCCCCAAACCCCCUGGUGGUGGAGGAGCACUUUCCUGGCACUGCCAACAUCUCAGUUCCGCCAGACAGCUCUGCGUGUUCGGCGGGUGCCCCUCCGUCCGUGGCAGCGCCCCCCGCCCCAGCGGGAGAGGAGUGCAUGAUGCCCACCGAAACUGAGACUUCGGCGGCCACCAACUCGGGGGGCAAGGGGUCCCCCAUCAGCAAGCAGGUGCGCCCCAAAAAGGCGGUCUACCUGAAGAAGUACAACUACCUGCGCUCCCAGAAGGCCCUGGAGGAGUUGCAGGAGCAGGGAGAGCCUCCGGCCCUCAGAACAAAGGAGAGCAGCCCGGAGGAGCUGGCCAAAGACCCAGGGGAGAGCCCCAGCCACAGCCCGGCGGCAGAGCGGGAGACGGAGCCCACGCUGGCGCCCGUCCUCCCACCCGCCGCACCCGCGGCCCCGGAGCAGAGCGUGCAUAGCGCCGCCGAAGAACCCGCACAGCAAAAACAGCACAGCUGCAGUGUGUGCGGGAAGACCUUCAAACACCCCAGCAACCUGGAGCUCCACAAGCGCUCGCACACCGGAGAAAAACCUUUUCAGUGUAACAUCUGUGGGAAAAACUUCUCUCAGGCGGGAAAUCUGCAGACUCACUUGCGUCGACACUCUGGAGAAAAACCUUACAUUUGCGAGAUCUGUGGAAAAAGCUUUGCAGCCUCUGGGGACGUCCAGCGCCACAUUGUGAUACACACCGGAGAGCGUCCACAUCUGUGCGACAUCUGUGGGAGGGGGUUCAGCAACUUCAGCAACCUGAAGGAACACAAGAAGACCCACACAGCGGAGAAAGGGUUCACCUGCGACCAGUGUGGCAAGUCCUUCAACAUGCAGAGGAAGCUGCUGAAACACAGGGUCCGCCACUCUGGGGAGAGACCAUACAGCUGUCAGACAUGUGGAAAGAGCUUUGCUGGGUCAGGUGACCUGCGGAGGCACGUGCGGACACACACGGGCGAGAGGCCAUACACCUGUGACACCUGCGGGAAGGGUUUCACGCGCUCAGCGGUCCUGCGUCGGCACCGCGCUGCGCACUGCAGCACCGAGGCGGGCGGGUCGAGGGAGGAGGAGACGGGCGGGGCCGGCGCCGUCACUGAGGGAACGCCGUUCCUCCAGCAGCCGGGUCACGGCAAAGUCCUGCAGGACUCCGAGCCCUUCCCCGGUCUGCUGCCCCCCGCCCCAGACAAGCCCCCGCCCGUCCACGACGAACCUACUCCCAGCAUGCACCUCAGCCCCACCUCCUCCACCUCCUUCUCGGAGCUGCGGCCUGUGGAGCCGCACCACCUCCUCUCGCCCCAGCCGGAGAAGUGCCCGCCCCCGGACUCCCUCAAACUCCACAAGCCGCACCUCCCCCAUGACUCCUUCCCCUACCCGGAGGAGAACGGGCCGUCAGCUGAAGACACGCUCCAGGGGUCCGCUGCAUCGAUGAUCCGCCCCUCCCUCUCCACGCUAGACAAUCACUGCGGGCUCCCUCUGGGGAACCGGCCCAAUGGCGCCCCCUAUAGGAGCAACGAGGGACCCUUCUUCUCCAGCGUUACACUGUGGGGACUGGCUAUGAAGACCCUGCAGAAUGAUAAUUGCAUGGAUCAGUGAGGAGGGGGACUUUUUGGCCCUGCAUAUAACAGCCAGACAGAGCAUUGUGAAUUUUUCCAGAUGUAGACUUUAUUUUCAUACAUAGCUUUCCACCCAGAGGUAACAAAUACCCAUGUGUGUUUUUGUUUUUGUUUUAUA
This is a messenger RNA of Megalops cyprinoides (Indo-Pacific tarpon), 2570 nucleotides long. It is a transcript of the gene zbtb49, whose product is annotated as zinc finger and BTB domain containing 49. The coding region runs from base 99 to 2432 and encodes 777 amino acids. The transcript is spliced from 8 exons. Gene Ontology annotation, cellular component: nucleus. The record is from RefSeq and is a predicted model, not a curated record. Gene Ontology annotation, molecular function: protein binding; RNA polymerase II cis-regulatory region sequence-specific DNA binding; DNA-binding transcription factor activity, RNA polymerase II-specific. Gene Ontology annotation, biological process: regulation of transcription by RNA polymerase II. Lineage: Eukaryota; Metazoa; Chordata; Actinopteri; Elopiformes; Megalopidae.